Molecule: messenger RNA, 845 nt
Organism: Papaver somniferum (opium poppy)
Lineage: Eukaryota; Viridiplantae; Streptophyta; Magnoliopsida; Ranunculales; Papaveraceae
Product: expansin-A15-like
Exons: 4
Coding region: 78-839 (253 amino acids)
Biological process (GO): plant-type cell wall organization
Cellular component (GO): extracellular region
Source: RefSeq, a predicted model, not a curated record
CUUCAUUACUGUCUCCCUCUAUACCUAAAACUUUAGGAUAACUUUUUAGUUUCAACUUCCAAUCUAAGGCAACUACAAUGGAUUUUCUUGGAUUUUCCCUGGUUGCCCUUCUCACUAUGUUCAGAACUGUGCAUGGUUAUGGAAGUGGAUGGUCUAGUGCUCAUGCAACUUUCUAUGGCGGUAGUGAUGCUUCUGGUACUAUGGGAGGAGCUUGUGGAUAUGGAAAUCUUUACAGUCAGGGCUAUGGAACAAACACAGCUGCACUGAGUACUGCUCUGUUCAACAAUGGACAAAGUUGUGGUGCUUGUUUUGAACUCAAAUGUGAUAAGGAUCCAAAAUGGUGUUUGCCUGGAUCCAUCAUAGUUACUGGUACUAAUUUUUGUCCACCAAACAAUGCUCUCCCUAAUAAUGCUGGUGGUUGGUGUAAUGCUCCUCAACAACACUUUGAUCUUUCUGAGCCUGUUUACCAAAAAAUAGCUCUUUACAGUGCUGGUAUUGUCCCUGUUGUUUAUAGAAGGGUUGCUUGCAAGAAGAGGGGUGGAAUUAGAUUCACCAUUAAUGGACACUCAUACUUUAACUUGGUUUUAAUUACAAAUGUUGGUGGAGCUGGUGAUGUUGUUGCUGUUUCAGUCAAAGGAUCUAAAACUAGAUGGCAAGCUAUGUCAAGAAACUGGGGACAAAACUGGCAAAGCAAUAGUUACCUUAAUGGUCAAGCCCUUUCGUUUAAAGUCACAACAAGUGAUGGCGAAACUCUUGUCUCUAACAAUGUUACUCCUUCCAAUUGGAAUUUCGGUCAAACCUUCAAUGGUAGACAAUUCAGAGCACCCAAAUCGCUCUAAACCUAA